AUGGAUAGGUUCCACGCUGUAUCCUCUUUUGAGGAUGAAAUAGACCAACCUCCGGGCACAUUUAAACUGAUUGGAGACGACGCGGAAGAUGAGGAUGGGCAAUGCAUGGUCCUUCUCUAUCCGAUUCCCUCGUCUGACCCGAAUGUACCUCUAAACUGGAGCACCAUGCGAAAAUCAGUCAACUUCACAAUUGUGUUGGCUAUGACAAUUGUUAUCUUCACGGCGUUAUCGAUCCAAGCCAUCUUUUGGCAGCAGAUGACCGUUGACCUGGAAGUCACCUAUACCGAAUUGAACAAAGCCAUGUCGGUAAAUUUCGUCGGUCUCACAACUGGUUGCAUCUUCUUUAUCCCCUUUGCGAAAAAGUACGGCCGACGGCCAGUUUAUAUCGUCUCAACAGCACUAAUGUUGACUACGUCAUUUUGGACAUCUAAAAUGAACAGUUUGACAGAGCUGUACUUGACUAGCUUACUGCAAGGUUUAGCUGGUGCAACCAACGAGUCGAUAGCAGAGAUAACAAUUGCCGACUUAUUCUUCGUGCAUGAUCGGGGGAGUAUGAAUGGACUAUACCUGACAUGUGUCAUGAUUGGUAGCUUCUUGACCCCCAUGGCUGCAGGGGCACAAGCUACACAGUAUGGCUGGCGCUCUUCUUAUCAAAUAAUGGGAAUCUUCAAUGGUGUCCUUUUCGUCCUCUUCCUCUUCAUCUACGAGGAAACAAAAUUUGUCUCUGUGUUUAUUGGGCAAGCCCGUGCUACCGUUGAAGAAGUUGAUCAACGGGUCUCAAUCAGAGAAGAUGGUUCGGACAAUUUUGACUCGGGGUCUUCCGCCAAGGGCCCUUCUAUCACUGAACAUACUCGUUCUCACCAUGUGCUGGACCUCACUAUACCGCGGAACUCCUGGCGCAAACGCCUUGCCCUGGUAACGCCAACACCAGAACCAAUCUGGCCGCACUUCUACCGCCCCUUCUGCGUGCUUAUCUUUCCCGCUGUGGCAUUUGCUGCGUUUCAAUACGCGGCUGGAAUAGCCUGGCUGACGGUAACUUCCAGCGUCUUGUCACUCACAUUCCCAGCGCCGCCAUACCUCUUCUCACCUGCGCAAAUCGGAUACACUAGCGCUGUAUACGGCGGGUUCCUUGGUGAUCGGUCGAUUUUGUACUACGCAAAACGAAACAGGGGUUAUUACGAACCAGAAAUGAGGUUGUAUAUCUUACACCUUCCAGCAAUUUUCAUGACAGGUGGCCUUAUCAUGUUCGGUGCGACGAUUUCUAGGCCAAGUUCCCAUUUGGGCUGGAUCUGGCCCAAUAUUGCAGGUGCCUUUUUCGGAUUUGGUCUAGGCAGUAUUAGUGAUGCUGCAUUGGUGCUAGUCAUGGACAGUUACAGAGAGAUCACUGGUGAUGCUUUCACCGCUGUGGCAUUCAUGCACAACGCGGUCGGUAUUGCCAUUCCAUUCGCGAUAUAUCCAUGGAUCCAACGCAACGGCAUACAAAAUAUGUUCAUCGCGUGUGGGAUGCUGAAUCUAGUCAUUACUGGGACGAUUAUCCCAAUGGUCUUGGGGCAAGUCUGGUCGGCGCGCAUUGGCAGGCCGAUAUCGCGAUAUUGUGAAGCAUGGCUAUGCUGGUUGACGGAUUAA
Penicillium psychrosexuale is the source of this 1626-nucleotide messenger RNA. Its product is annotated as putative MFS transporter. Gene Ontology annotation, molecular function: transmembrane transporter activity. The transcript has 9 exons. The record is from RefSeq and is a predicted model, not a curated record. Bases 1 to 1626 code for a protein of 541 amino acids. Gene Ontology annotation, biological process: transmembrane transport. NCBI's taxonomy places the organism in Eukaryota, Fungi, Ascomycota, Eurotiomycetes, Eurotiales, Aspergillaceae.